AUGCCCCUUUAUGGCCUACUAGGCUCGUCCAAGGCCAAGGGCAACGUCGCCUCUAACUCCCAACCUUCUCAGACGCCGCCAACGACUUCGGAUGUCGUCUCGCCGGCGUUUAUUUUCGACGAGUCCCAACUCAAGCCGCUUGGCGAAGAGGCCCCCGAUCUGCGCGAGCUGAACGCGUGCCUCGAAGCUCUCGCCGUCGUGUUUCCCGAUGUUCAGAUCGAGGUGUUCCGUGAAAUGCUCUGCAAGUUCGACGGCGAAUCUAGGCUUGCCUUGGUGGCCGACAAUCUGCUGAAGAACCGGGCUUCGUUUGUCAACGGGCGCUGGAGGGUUCCGGAUAAAAAUGGCGCACCGGGUGCAGCGUCUCGACCGAGCACGCGACCUGACAUGGACCUGCUGCCGCGGACCGAGGUGUUCAGAAGUCCCGAGUACAUAAAGGCGGCGAGGGCGCUGGCCUGCCACGAAUUCAAGGGGCUGUCGCGGUCGGCCAUAAACGGCGUUCUUGCUGAGUCGAACCAUUCGUAUCUCGAGGCUCACGAGACGCUGGUCGCCGUAUCAUCCAAGUCGUGGAGCUUCUCCAUAUCCUCUCUGUUCCGCCGCCGGAAGCCAGAGUCACUCACCAAGGCCGAAGCCCACCCGCUUGUCUUGUGGAAAUCGACAGGCCACGGCCCCCUACUACCGUGCAUCAAGUCAACGGGAAAUGCCGAGCUAGACCGAGAGCUCUUCGCCGAGCUUAUCCUGCCGCUGAAAGAACGGUCCCGCGCGGACCAAGAAGCAAAGGAUCAUUGCCUGGCGCUUGAGUUGAACAGCGAGGAAGCACACCAGGCGCAAGCCAUUUACGAGUGCGCCUGCUGCUUCGCCGAUGGGCCGUUUGAGAGCUUCACUUCGUGCACCGCCAAAGGUCACAUGGUAUGCUUCAACUGUGUGCAGCACUCCAUCUCAGAAGCCAUAUUCGGUCAAGGCUGGCAGAGGAGCAUCAACAAGGAGACGGGCACUCUGCGGUGUCCGGCUGUGGACACUGAUGAGUGCCAGGGGUGCAUCUCGCAGUACGACACGCGCCGGGCUAUGAUGGAAGUGAAAGGAGGCAUCGAUGUCCUCCACAAGCUGGACCAGCGCCUUGCGGACCACAACCUCGUGUCGAGCAACAUCCCCCUUGUCCGUUGUCCGUUCUGCUCAUAUGCCGAGGUCGAUGAUGUCUCCCUGCCAGAAAGCGAAGCACAUGUGCGUUUUCGGACAGACAGCAUCUCUAACCUCGUCUUCACCGCCCUCUGUAUAUGCGCGGCUUUCUGUCUUCUUCCCCUUCUUCUCCCGUUGGCCCUUGGCGCCAUCCUCACACACAGCCCCAAAUGGUCAUUCAAAGAUCACGUCGCAGCCCACUUCCACGAGGCUAUGAGGCGUCACCGCCGCAACCACCGGGGUCUCAGAUUCGUGUGCAAAAACCAAGAAUGCAGGCGAGCGUCGUGCCUCAGCUGCGAGAAGGGGUGGGUGGACGUGCACGUCUGCCACGAGUCUUCAUUGGUGUCGUUGCGCACGCAAGUAGAGCAGGCCCAGAGCAUGGCCAUCAAGCGCGUGUGUCCACGGUGCCACACGUCGAUAGUCAAGGCGGAAGGCUGCAACAGACUUACGUGUACGUGCGGCUACUACAUGUGUUACGUGUGUCGUAAGGACAUUUCGGACACUACCGGCCAUGACCCCGGACCAGAUGUGGGAUAUAGGCACUUUUGCCAGCAUCUACGUUCGGUAAAAGACUCGCCAUGCUCCGAGUGCGACAAGUGCUACCUAUGGGAGACGGAGGACACUGAAGAGGUGUUGCGGAAGGCCGAAGAGGAAGCCGUUCGCAAGUGGCGAGAGACGGAGAAGCGAGACCUCUCAGUUGCCGACAGGGCAUAUCUCGAAACGGGCGUGGCAGCCAACUCGAGGGCGUUGGGGGUGAGUAAAGCCCUGUCGGAAGCCAGGUGGCCGACCACUGCCGAAAUCGCAGACUUUAUUGUGGAAAAGAUGUUUGUAUGA
Messenger RNA from Lasiosphaeria miniovina, 2007 nucleotides. RefSeq lists its product as uncharacterized. Gene Ontology annotation, cellular component: ubiquitin ligase complex. Bases 1 to 2007 code for a protein of 668 amino acids. Gene Ontology annotation, molecular function: ubiquitin binding; ubiquitin-protein transferase activity. The transcript has a single exon. Lineage: Eukaryota; Fungi; Ascomycota; Sordariomycetes; Sordariales; Lasiosphaeriaceae. The record is from RefSeq and is a predicted model, not a curated record. Gene Ontology annotation, biological process: proteasome-mediated ubiquitin-dependent protein catabolic process; protein linear polyubiquitination.